Molecule: messenger RNA, 1350 nt
Organism: Necator americanus (New World hookworm)
Lineage: Eukaryota; Metazoa; Nematoda; Chromadorea; Rhabditida; Ancylostomatidae
Exons: 12
Coding region: 1-1350 (449 amino acids)
Biological process (GO): cell death; proteolysis
Cellular component (GO): lysosome
Molecular function (GO): aspartic-type endopeptidase activity
Source: RefSeq, a predicted model, not a curated record
AUGCUUAUCGCUACCCUGCUUGUCGCUGUUGGUACCUCAUUCUGUGCUGUUUUUCAGAGCCCAUUAAUUUGGAGGACGCCCUCAAAGGUUGAAAUGAUAAGGCGGGAGCAUUUGGAACGGUUAGUAGACCCUUCCGCAAGCCAGCAAUCUAACAUCGAUCUAGUUCACACUAUAGUAGACGAGAACGAAGACUACGAUUUCGCGCAACUUGUCACAAUUGGAACACCCGGCCAAAAAUUUCUUCUUUGGCUUUCUACACAUUCGUCAAUGGUUUGGGUUCCUCAUCCUGACUGCACUUCGGUUGUCUGUUCCUACACCGAAAAAUUUACACCUGAGAUGUCAGAAACGUUUAUCGGGUCGAACACAAAAUGGACGAGCAUCAGCUACGGUGGAACUGCAAAUGGAACUGUAGGAAGUGAUGUAAUAAAAAUUUUCGGCGUAAACGGGACGGAACUAACGGUUCUCAGAACACCUUUUGGAUUGGCAACGAACGUAGAAACCCGUUAUAGAAAUGUCGAAUUUGAUGGCGUUCUUGGCCUCGCGUACACCGCAAAUAAUGGAAGCCGGAUCAAACCUUUCAUCGUUUGGGCAAUAAACCAAGCAGCGCUCAGGGAGCCUCUGUUCACCGUAUGGCUAUCCCAUCCUACAUUCGACUCCGGCAAAUAUGAUGGAAUAAUUACGUAUGGCUCAGUCGACACAAAAAAUUGUGGAGAAGUGAUUGGAUACGCAAAUUUCUCGUCCGAGUUAUUUUAUCAGUAUAGGGUGGAUGCGAUCUCAAUGGGUCAGUUCAAAAGCAGUGGUGAGCUUGAAGUUAUGCAGGAAUUUAACGGUUGGAUAACAGGUCCACCUUCCAUGGUCAAGGAGAUGGCAGAGAUAGCUGGGGCACAGUUCAAUACCCAACAUUCCGUCUACAAGAUUGAUUGCAAUGCCAGAUUCCCUGAUUUAGAAAUCGAAAUUGGUUCAGAUACUUAUUCGAUCAAGCCCAAGAAUCUUAUAGUGAAAGUCACCAAUGACCUCUGCAUUUUUAUGAUGGCACAUGGCGAGCCGAACUCUACAAAGUGGUAUUUCGGUGCACCGUUCAUUCGAGAGUACUGUACGAUUUUCGACAUUGGAGGAAAGCGGUUUGGAUUUGCAAAAGCAAAUCCGAAUAUGUCAGAGCACACAACAACUCUAUCUUUUCGUCGAACUUCGAGGAAAUUAGCACCCUCCUUUGCAACGACGACAGAGCGAUCACGAGCUACAACCACAAAAGGGGGCGAUGUUUCAAUGCUUUCCAUACAGUGCCUAAUUAUCGCGACCCACUACUUGUUUUUGAGGAUUCUCUAUGGACAUACCUUCGUAAAAGAUUGA